AAAAAUCUGAAACCUCUUUCUUUCAACAAAAAAAAAAUGAUGAGCUCAGACGAAGAUGUGGUUAGUUUCAUCACCGUGCUUGGCCUUGCCGUUUUCAUUGGUCUCUGCUUCUUGCUUAUUGUUCUUAUAGCAACCUCAGCGAUCAUCCUUGUAAUCUACGUCAUCAUCGACUGUAUUCUCAGACCAUUCUUAGGAACAUGUCUCGACCUAGAUCUCGAGAUCGGAGUCCAAAGAGGCCAACACCGUGCUAGAAUCGUUACGUACCAUGCAAUCAUCCCGACCGAUCUACACUUACCAUAUUCCGAGAGAGAAGAAAAAAGAAAACGAGGGUUGAAACAAAGCGAGAUUGAAACCCUACUCCCGAAAUUGCAUGUUGGACAAGGCAACAACCACGAGGACGAAGAGAGGUCGAGAGAAUGUGCCAUUUGUCUCAGUGGUUAUGUUGUGAAUGAAGAAUGCAGAGUGUUUCCGGUUUGCAGACAUAUGUAUCAUGCGGUUUGUAUUGAUGCCUGGCUCAAGAAUCAUCUCACUUGUCCUACUUGCCGUAAUGAUUUGCCAGAUUCAUGACCAUGGCAAGCCUGUUUUGGAUUUGUCGAAAGCUGUACAUAUAUAUUUUACUCUUCUUCAAGAGAUCUUUAAAUCCAAAAAUCCACUUGCUAAUUUUAUUCUUCACCUUCAUGUGCUUUGCAAAUGGCGAGUUUAGUCAGAAACAGAGGACACGUGUCCUGCAAAAACAGAGGAAUGGCUUGACCUUUUAUUAGUU
Molecule: messenger RNA, 763 nt
Organism: Brassica oleracea var. oleracea
Lineage: Eukaryota; Viridiplantae; Streptophyta; Magnoliopsida; Brassicales; Brassicaceae
Product: putative RING-H2 finger protein ATL19
Exons: 1
Coding region: 37-567 (176 amino acids)
Source: RefSeq, a predicted model, not a curated record